Molecule: messenger RNA, 531 nt
Organism: Emys orbicularis (European pond turtle)
Lineage: Eukaryota; Metazoa; Chordata; Testudines; Emydidae
Gene: TMEM196
Product: transmembrane protein 196
Exons: 4
Coding region: 1-531 (176 amino acids)
Source: RefSeq, a predicted model, not a curated record
AUGUGCACCAGCAGCCACACCAUUGGGAGCCUCUUGGUGCUCUCCGUGCUGGAGAUAGGGCUGGGGGUCUCCAGCGUGGCCGUCGGGGCGGUCAGUUUCAGCCUGGUCCUUGCGGAGCAUAAGCCUCAGCUGGGAGACUCUUCUCCGUUUCUGCUGUGUGGCAUAUGUGGAAUAUUGUGUGCCAAAAAAAAAUCUGGACUUGUCAUGAUCCUUUUUUCAGCCUGUUGCAUCUGCGGACUAAUUGGAGGAAUAUUAAAUUUUCAGUUCCUUCGUGCUCUGACAAAGAAGUCCUCCACUCUCUAUUCUUUGCAUCUUACUUCCAUGUCUCUUGCAUGCAUUGGAAUUGGAGGUUGCACACUUUCUUCCUGGCUCACUUGCCGGCUAGCCAGCUAUGAACAAAGGAGAAUGUUCUCCGAAAGGGAGCAUUCACUGCAUCAUUCCCACGAAAUGGCAGAGAAAGAAAUGACAGACAAUAUGAGCAAUGGAGGACCACAGCUGAUUUAUAAUGGAAGAGUGUACGAAAAGAUUUAA